UCAAUUUGUUAAAUCAAAUUGCAGUCGUCAAUGUCGUCCCCGGAGAAGAAGAAGAGGAAGACGACGACGACGACCCCAAAUCCUCCGGUGCUUCCCGAUGAUUUGCUAGUGUCCAUCUUCGCACGCAUAUCGAGAUUGUACUACCCUACACUCUCUUUAGUCUCCAAGAGCUUCCGCUGGCUCCUCUCUUCACCGGAGCUUUAUGAGACCCGAUCACUCUUGGGUCGCUCGGAGAGUUGUCUCUACGUUUGCUUACAGAACUACCCUUCUGAGUCUAACCAUCGCUGGUUCACUCUUGCCCGGAAACCUAACCAAACCCUAUCCAACACCAACAGUGAGAAAAAGAAGAAGAAAAAGAAAGAGCCGAGUGGGUAUGUUCUGGCAAGAAUCCCAGUUCUAGAGUCUCCUGUUUCUGUCUUCUCAAGUUUGGCCUCGGUUGGCUCUAAUAUCUACAACAUUGGAGGAUACCCUGCAUCGUCUAGCGUCUGGAUCCUCGACUGUUGGUCUCACACGUGGCAAUAUGGUCCAAGCCUCCGGGGAAAGAGGAAGUCCCCUUCUGCUAGCGUCGUCGAUGGAAAGCUAUACGUAGCUGGAGGCUGCAGAGAUGAAGAUUCAGAUACCUACGACUCGAUCGAGGUGUUGGACCCAAGUUCUCAAAUUUGGGAUCUUGUGCACGCUUGUCCCCAGGCUUGCAAGGGGCUGAACUGGAAUUGUAAACCAACAAGCGCAUGUACUAUUGAAGGAAAGUUACACCUUUUAUUUGGGGAUAAGGGCGUGACUUACGAACCAAAGGAAGGUAAAUGGGGCACUUUCCAACAAGAAUUGUGUGAUCCUUGGAUUUGGUGGUCUCCUCAUUGCGCGAUUGAGGAUGUUUUGUACCGUUACGAGUCCGACGAUGGAGCGGUCAAAUGGUACAACACUAAGGAUACGUUGUGGAGAAAUGUGAAGGGUUUGGAUGGAUUGCCUGAGAUUGCUUGUUAUGCCACCGUUAUAUUGGCUGAUCAUGGUGGAAAGAUGGCGGUUUUGUGGGACGAGCGUGAGCUUCUGCCUUCAAGUGAAUGCAAGAACAAUAUGAUUUGGUGCGCAGUGAUUUCGCUUGAGAGGCGCAGCAGCGGAGAAGAGGUUUGUGGGAAGGUCGAGUGGUGUGACGAGGUGCUAUCGGUUCCCAAGGAAUAUGAUCUUGAGCGUGCUCUUUCUGCGACCGUUUGAUGAAUGUGGUAAAUUAGUGAGUGACUCUUGGUAUCAUUUUGUUGUAUGAUUGUGUCUUUGUGCAACUCAACCGUACAACUUUGAUGGUUAGCUCAAUUGUGUUGCUAAGUAACUAUGAGAGACUGCGUUUGGUUGAAUAGAUAGUUUCACUAUCUUCAUGGUGGAGGUAUUUGUCUCAUAAGCUUGAACGCAAUGGAAUCUUUUAAUGAUGCAAUAGUAUUGUACCAUCGUUA
This is a messenger RNA of Eutrema salsugineum, 1442 nucleotides long. RefSeq names its product F-box/kelch-repeat protein At4g39550. Gene Ontology annotation, molecular function: protein binding. The record is from RefSeq and is a predicted model, not a curated record. Bases 31 to 1209 code for a protein of 392 amino acids. NCBI's taxonomy places the organism in Eukaryota, Viridiplantae, Streptophyta, Magnoliopsida, Brassicales, Brassicaceae. The transcript has a single exon.